GUCCUGCAGCUCGUGACAGCCAGAGCGUCUGCCAGGCUCACCUCUGUAGUGCCUCUGCUUGAGCUGGCCCAAGAAGGCCGGGCUUCUGGGGGGCCUGGGAAGGAUGUGCUGCCAGCCCUCGGGACUGCGCGAGGUGCCCGCUACCGAGCCACGCAAGCGCUCGAGAACUCUAAGCUCACCUGCAAUUGCCGGCGUCUGCCCAGCGCCGUGCCCCGAGCGAAGCGCAGGCUGGCCCUGGCACGGCGGUGCCUCUUGGCUCAAGCCCAGUCCUCCUUAAUGGCAUCUCCGCAGACAGAGGAGUUCUUCGAUCUCAUCGCCAGCUCCCAGAGCAGACGGCUGGAUGACCAGCGUGCCAACGUGGGCAACCUGCCAGGCCUCCGGAUAACACACAACAACCUGGGGCACCUGCGGGUGGAGGGGGACGCCCAGGAGCCCGGGGACGAGUUCUUUAACAUGCUCAUGAAGUGUCAGUCCUCCAGGAUAGAUGACCAGCGCUGUGCACCGCCAGACUCCAUUCCCCGUGGCCCCACGAUGCCAGACGAAGAUUUCUUCAGCCUCAUCCAGCGCGUCCAGGCCAAACGCAUGGAUGAGCAGCGGGUAGAUUUGGCCUCUACCCAGGAGGAGGCAGCAGAGGAGCAGCAGAGGCCUGGUUCCAGCUAA
Molecule: messenger RNA, 660 nt
Organism: Balearica regulorum gibbericeps (East African grey crowned-crane)
Lineage: Eukaryota; Metazoa; Chordata; Aves; Gruiformes; Gruidae
Source: RefSeq, a predicted model, not a curated record